AUGAAUUUAGAGGAGGCCGGUGCUCAACGGAAGUUGGAUUUGCAAGAAUUGGAGGAGAUCCGGAACGAAGCAUACGAAAACGCCUUGAUUUAUAAAGAGAAAAGCCGGGCAUUUCAUGACCAACAAAUUUCAAGAAAAACAUUUGAAGUUGGUCAGAAGGUCCUCCUGUACCAAUCCAGGCUCAAGUUAUUCCCAGUUGAGAUCCGAAGUACUAAGACAGACAACAAAUUUGUGGUGAAUGGACACCGUCUCAAAUAUUAUUACGAAAGAUUUUCAGGAAGAGAGGUGGAGACAAUAAGGCUUGACGCACCACCGUGUCCUAAUCAGUGA
Coffea arabica (coffee) is the source of this 330-nucleotide messenger RNA. RefSeq lists its product as uncharacterized. Lineage: Eukaryota; Viridiplantae; Streptophyta; Magnoliopsida; Gentianales; Rubiaceae. The record is from RefSeq and is a predicted model, not a curated record.